Messenger RNA from Antechinus flavipes (yellow-footed antechinus), 1742 nucleotides. RefSeq names its product homeobox B6 (gene HOXB6). NCBI's taxonomy places the organism in Eukaryota, Metazoa, Chordata, Mammalia, Dasyuromorphia, Dasyuridae. Bases 336 to 1007 code for a protein of 223 amino acids. Gene Ontology annotation, cellular component: nucleus. The transcript is spliced from 2 exons. The record is from RefSeq and is a predicted model, not a curated record. Gene Ontology annotation, molecular function: DNA-binding transcription factor activity, RNA polymerase II-specific; RNA polymerase II cis-regulatory region sequence-specific DNA binding. Gene Ontology annotation, biological process: anterior/posterior pattern specification; regulation of transcription by RNA polymerase II.
GAGAAGGAGAAGAAGAAGGAGGAGGAGGAGGAGGAGGAAGAGGAGGAGAAGGAAAAGGAAAAGAAGAAGAAAAAAGAGGUUGAUAGGUUUGUGCGCCGGGGUCCCUCGUGCGAGCCCUGCUCCUCAUGGGUGCUAUUUGGCAAUUCCUGCUUCUGCUAUUGGUCAGUGUUUGAUCAUAUGGUUGUAUUUCCUUCUGUCCCUCACUGGCACCUCGCCAUCCCCCUUCAGCUAAAACCCAAUCUCGGAUAUACUACUAAUAGCUAAGGCGCUCGGACUAUAAAACACAACAAAUCAUAAAAGCCCGCUCAGCAGCACCAGCCGCGCCUCCCCUCCCAAUGAGUUCCUAUUUUGUGAACUCCACCUUCCCGGUUACUCUGUCCAACGGACAGGAGUCGUUCUUGGGUCAGCUACCGCUGUACUCCUCGGGCUAUGCGGAUCCUUUAAGACACUACCCCGCAGCAUAUGGAACCGGGACGGUCCAGGACAAGGGCUUUGCCUCUUCUUCCUACUACCCACCGGCGAGCGGAGGCUACGCUCGGGCUGCGACUUGCGACUACGGGCCAGCCGGCUUCUAUAGGGAGAAAGAGUCCGCUUGUGCCCUCUCCAACGGCGAAGAGCCUGCCCCUUUCCACCCCGAGCCGAGGAAGUCCGACUGCGCCCAAGACAAAAAUGUUUUCGGAGAGAGUGAGGAGCAGAAGUGUUCCACGCCUGUCUAUCCCUGGAUGCAGCGGAUGAAUUCAUGCAACAGUUCUUCUUUUGGGCCCAGCGGGCGACGAGGUCGUCAGACGUACACCCGCUACCAGACCCUGGAGCUAGAGAAGGAGUUCCACUAUAAUCGUUACCUAACCCGGAGGAGACGCAUCGAGAUCGCCCAUGCCCUUUGCCUGACGGAGAGACAGAUCAAAAUCUGGUUCCAAAACCGUCGGAUGAAGUGGAAAAAGGAGAAUAAGAUGCUCAAUUCUUCCCAGCUCAGCCCAGAGGCAGAGGAAGAAAAGCCCACAGAGUGAUCUCCAGGAAGGACUGGGACGGAGGGAGGGAGGGAGGGAAGGAAAGUGAAGAGGAAUGGCAGGGGAGGUGGCUGAAGUGGGAGAAACGAAAAUGAGCAUCAUGUUAUCAGAUGCCUUCGUGGGAGGGAGCAGGAAGGGGGUGGUUGAGAGAUUCUUAAGCACCUCAGAGAGAAGCCGGACUAAUUCCAUUCCCUGUGGAACUCCCGCCCUGAAGAUUCUCCCGUCAGCUGCUAGCCACUAGAGCCACAGAUAGGCCCCCCCAUUCCACAGCUUCCUCUCCAUCUCUUACAUCUCUAACCCUCCCACGAAAGCUACCUGGGGUUCCUAGUUUGUGUAUUCGGCUGAGGACCGAAAGGAACUAGCUCAUAUUGUGUUUCCCGGAAGCAAAGCAAAUCGCUGUUUUCCGUGUCUUGUCUUCAUUUUGUACAGUGUCUCAUGCACGGUUGAAUUAGAGAUUUGGUUUCCCUUUUGAGAGGGGAGGUCUUUGGGGGGGGGCCUCCCCCUGUCCCCCAGACCUGUCGUCUCUUCCCUUACCCCCUUAAUCCACUGGAAGGAGCACAGACUACCUAGGAGGAAGAAGAGGAGCAGCCGCAGAAGAAAAACAAAGUUCUAUUUUAUUAAUUUUUCUAUGUGUUGUGUUUGUAGUUUUGUCUUAGCUCUCCGACGUGAAAUAUUGCGAUCAUAAUAAUAAUAUUAUUAUUAAUAUUAAUGAUAAUAAUAAAAAUGUGAAAACUC